Messenger RNA from Haliotis rufescens (red abalone), 1437 nucleotides. Its product is annotated as extensin-like. The coding region runs from base 1 to 1437 and encodes 478 amino acids. The record is from RefSeq and is a predicted model, not a curated record. The transcript has 2 exons. Lineage: Eukaryota; Metazoa; Mollusca; Gastropoda; Lepetellida; Haliotidae.
AUGAACCUCCACCCCCUCAUUUACACUGCCACUCCUCAAUUGCCCCUCAAACAUGUGCCCCUUACUCUGACUCUGACCCUCCACCCCAAACAGGUGCCCCCUUACUCUGACCCUCCACCCAAAACAGGUGCCCCCUCACUCUGUCCCUCCACCCCAAACAGGUGCCCCCUCACUCUCAUCAUCCCUCCACCCCAAACAGGUGCCCCCACACUCUCACUCUCUACCCCAACCCCAAACAGGUGCCCCCGCACUCUCACUCUGUCCCUCCAUCCCAAACAGGUGCCCCCUCACUCUCACUCUGUCCCUCCAUCCCAAACAGGUGCCCCCUCACUCUCACUCUCUACCUCCACCCCAAACACCUGCCCCCUCACUGUGUCCCUCCACCCCAAACACAGGUGCCCCCUUGCUGUGUCCCUCCACCCCAAACAGGUGCCCCCUCACUCUCACUCUGUCCCUCCACCCCAAACAGGUGCCCCCUCACUGUGUCCCUCCACCCCAAACAGGUUCUCCCUCCCUCUCACUCUGUCCCUCCACCCCAAAAAGGUGCCCCCGCACUCUCACUCUCUACCUCCACCCCCACCCCCAUACAGGUUCCCCCUCACACUUAUUCUGACCCUCCACCCCAAACACAGUUGCCCCCUCACGCUGUCCCUCCACCCUAAACAGCUGCCCGUUCACUCUCACUCUGUCCCUCCAUCCCAAACAGGUGCCCCCUCACACUCAAUCUGUCCCUUCACCCCAAACAUGUGCCCCCUCACUCUGUCCCUCCACCCCAAACAGGUUCCCCCUCACUCUCAUCGUCCCUCCACCCCAAACAGGUGCCCCCGCACUCUCACUCUGUCCCUCCACCCCAAACAGGUGCCCCCUCAUUCUGUCCCUCCACCCCAAACAGGUGCCACUGCACUCUCACUCUCUACCUCCACCCCCAACAGAUUCCCCCUCACUCUCAUUCUGACCCUCCACCCCAAACACAGCUGCCCCCUCACGCUGUCCCUCCACCCCAAACAGCUGCCCCCUCACUCUCACUCUGUCCCUCCAUCCCAAACAGGUGCCCCCUCACUCUCACUCUCUACCUCCGUCCCAAACACCUGCCCCCUCACUCUGUCCCUCCACCCCAAACACAGGUGCCCCCUCGCUGUGUCCCUCCACCCCAAACACAGGUGCCCCCUCGCUGUGUCCCUCCACCCCGAACAGGUGCCCCCUCACUCUCACUCUGUCCCUCCACCCCAAACACCUGCCCCCUCACUGUGUCCCUCCACCCCAAACAGGUCCUCUCUCACUCUGUCCCUUCACCCUAAACAUGUGCCCCCUCACUCUGUCCCUCCACCCCAAACAGGUUCCCCCUCACUCUCAUCGUCCCUCCACCCCAAACAGGUGCCCCCACACUCUCACUCUCUACCUCAACCCCCAACAGAUUCCCCCUCACUCUCAUUCUGA